UUCAAUCUUGGAAAAAAUCUAAUAAUGAUAUUUUUAUUUUAAAUGAAUAUUUACAUAAUUCUCAAGAGAAAGUUUCUAAUCCACAAUUAUAUAAAAAAUUUCUUUGGAUCAUUGAAAAAAUACUUUACUACUGUCAAAAACUUAAAUUAAAACAAGAUAACAAAGUAUUUCUGAGAUAUAAAAAGUUACAAGAUAAUAUAGCAAAUUCAUCUAAUCCAAACAAAUACGUGAUCGAUCUUUUAUUAAAAUAUAGUAAAAUUGAUUUUAAACCACAACUUUACAAAGAGAAACCAGAACUUUUAUUUCCAAUUUUUAAAUUAGAAAAAUAUUUUAAGCAUAUUGGUUGGCAAAUUCCAGAUUAUGAAAAAUACAAUACUUAA
Molecule: messenger RNA, 380 nt
Organism: Dentiscutata heterogama
Lineage: Eukaryota; Fungi; Glomeromycota; Glomeromycetes; Diversisporales; Gigasporaceae
Source: the annotation of a GenBank genome assembly